GUAACUCUUUCGUGUGUGAAGAUACGCUUGCUGUUCACUUCCGGGUCCAAGCUCCUUUCCGGUAAAAUGGCGACUGCCAUGGCAGGGAACGUGGAAGUCAAACAAAUUUGUGCUGUAAAGGGCAAAGGUGUGUUUUCAAAGACAGCUUUCAAGAAAGGUGAUGUCAUAUUCGAAGAAAAACCCUUAGUGUCGUGUCAGUUUGCCUGGAAUGAACUGUAUAAAUACAAGGCAUGUGAGUUCUGCAUGCAGGCAUUGGAAACGGCGGAAGAAAACAGCCGACGCCUUACAGAAAACAAAGCUAUAAUUCUCCCUCACCCGGAGUGUUGUGAAGUCAAACCAGAGAACCAUGUCGUGUGUCCUCAGUGCCAGAUAGAAUACUGCAGUGCACAGUGUCGGGAUGCAGCCUGGGCCCAGUACCAUCGUGUUCUGUGUCUCGGGAUGUCCAAGGAAGACCAAGACCACCCUAUAAACAGACUCCUUGAAGCCUGGAGGAAUAUCCACUUUCCCCCAGAGACAGCCACAGUAAUGUUGCUAGCCAAAAUGAUUGCCACAGUCAAACAAGCUGAAGACAAAGAUGCAGUUCUGGGUUUGUUCUCCUCAUUUGUGCAGAGCACAGUUAACGAAGAGGAGCAGAUAGUACACAAGCUGCUAGGGGAGCAGUUCCAGGAUCCUUUGGAGUUGCUGUGGAGACUCACAUCUGAAGCAUUGUAUGAGGAAGCAGCACAACAGUGGUUCACACCGGAGGGGUUCAAGUCUCUGUUUGCCCUCAUAGGGAGAAAUGGCCAAGGCGUCGGCAGCAGUUCAAUCAGCGUGUGGGUGAGGAACUGCGAGGCGCUGGACCACUCCGCAGACGAGAAGGAGAAGAUGGAAGAGUACAUUGAUCAGCUGUACGAACAACUGGACCGAGUGGCUGGAAUGUUCCUCAAUGUUGAAGGGUCCGGACUUUACAAAUUACAAAGCACAUGUAAUCACAGCUGUGUCCCCAACGCUGAGAUAACAUUCCCCCACAACAACCACACCCUGGUUCUGGUUGCCUUGGAGGCAAUAGAGCCUGAGCAGGAGAUUUGUAUCAGUUAUCUCAGUGAGUGUUCUCUGGACAGGAGUAGGCACAGCAGACAGAGGAUCCUCAGAGACAACUACUUGUUCAGUUGCAACUGCCCCAAGUGUCUCAGUCAGGUUGAUGACCCUGAUGUGACAUCCGAGGAAGAGAUGGAUGAUGAAGAGGAAGAGGAGGAAGAAAGAGGAACUGGCGCUGGCUAGAGUAGAAAUCUUAGAAUAGACUUCUUUUAAAUAUUAACGGCAAUAAAUGUCUUUCUGCUCAAAAUCGGAAUUGUAUUCUGUGUCAGCUGGUCGAGAUAUUAGAGAGGUGAAACGGACCAAAUACCCUUACUUCAAUAAACAAAGUGCUUUGCAUCCUGAUCCACAAGGAAGGGUUAUUAUACUCUAAAUUGUGUGUACAAUAUUGAACAAACUUUAGAGUUUGUGGAUAAAAACUUCUUUUACUUCUUGUACCGCUGUCAAGCAGUUAUGAAAAAUGAGGAGGAGGGGAUGUAUAUAUACUGAAUGUAACAGAGAAACAACAUAAUUAAAUAAAUAUUUCUAAAAUGCCA
Messenger RNA from Haliotis rubra (blacklip abalone), 1610 nucleotides. RefSeq names its product histone-lysine N-trimethyltransferase SMYD5-like. Lineage: Eukaryota; Metazoa; Mollusca; Gastropoda; Lepetellida; Haliotidae. Gene Ontology annotation, molecular function: protein binding; histone H4K20 methyltransferase activity. The coding region runs from base 67 to 1260 and encodes 397 amino acids. The transcript is spliced from 12 exons. The record is from RefSeq and is a predicted model, not a curated record.